Molecule: messenger RNA, 2655 nt
Organism: Phytomonas sp. EM1
Lineage: Eukaryota; Euglenozoa; Kinetoplastea; Trypanosomatida; Trypanosomatidae
Source: the annotation of a GenBank genome assembly
AUGGUGCCAACUGAGAAUGCUUCCCCGGAGCGGGCCUCACCUCCUGUCGAGGCGGCACCUGAGCCUGUGAAGACGGGGUCCGUUUUUACCGUCCAAAACACGCGUUCGGGUGCGGCCCCGCCGGCGCCGAUUCGCCGCGGCCGCGGUACUUUUUCCCACUGCCUUCACACCGAAGAACUCGAGCGGCAGCCCCCUAGCGAGGCCGCGAGCUCCGUCCUCACCGGGAUCACCACGAGCGUCGUCCUGCCCUCCUCGCAGCUCUCGAGGAACGUCGCGACGGAGGAGGACGAGGGCGACCUCGCCGUUCCCGCUGCGUUUCUCAAAAAGGAUAUCCCGAUGAAUAUGCCCUCGCAGCUCGCCCCGGCGGUGAAUGUGGGGCGCGAUCACCUCUUCGGCGGCGUGCUCGGCCGUGUGGAGCCGAUGCGGACGGCGGAUACCGUCCGUCAGCUGCUCUUCCGCGGCGAGAAGCGGCGUCGAUAUUGCGUUAUCGUUGGCAACCUGCAAAGCGAGAAGAAGGAGGUGAUCCUCAAGCUCUUCGGGCACCGGGGGAACAAACCAUUCAAGCUGCAGAACAAACUCAUUCGUCUGAUCAACCUAUCUAUUGGGAGGCCGCGGGUUCGGCCGGGGGAGGUGGAGGAAGGGGAUGCAAUCACCGCCGGUGGUGAGGGCGGGGAGGAGCCCAGGCGGGAUGGGAACGCAGCCCAGGCGUCCAAUUCGGUGGUUGAGAGGGGGGGUGUCGAGGCCACGGAGAAGGCGCUGAAGGAUGUUUUCGAUGGUGAACGCCCCGAAACGGAUGGUGAGGCAAAGCUUGUGAGUAUUGAGAUCCCCAACGCGAACGCCGAAAUGGAAGCGGAAGCCCCCGAUCCCACGACGACCGACGGGAAGGAUGGCGAUAAUGCGGCGAUACCGGCCUCGGCGGCGAGCAUAAAGCCGAUCACUACACGAGAAUCAUCCGAUGUCGUCUUUGAUGAGAUCAACGCACGCCACAUUCAGGCUGGAUUCCCCGGCGUCGGCGAGGACGUGCGUCCCUCGAUGGAUGGGGAUGACAGCUAUCACGCGAUCCGUGGUGAAACGGGCGGUGUCGGCGACCCCUUCAAGGCGGAAGCCGGCCGGCACAAUUCGAACUCCCGGAGCUUCAGCAUGGCGAACGAUACCAGUGGGGUUUUCCAUCAAGACGACGCGAGUGAGCACGGCGACGUCGACCACUAUUUUGACGCCCGGGAAGACGAGGUGGUGCCGCUUGUGGUGGAGCGCGGGAACGGCGACCAAGGCCACGACGCCACGCUCAAUCAAGAGGCGGGGCUCGCCAACAGUCCGGUGCUGACGUCGAGGUACUUUACCACGCUUCGGGAUUACUUCCUACGCGAAUUUCGCUUUCUUUUCAGUCUUGAGGAUGUGCAGCCGCAGAACGUGUCGGUGAGCAUCCACUUCGGUUCGGCGUACUGCUGUCUGGCGCGGCAUGGCUCGCACGCGACCCCUCUCAAACAUGCCUCCUUCAUCCAGUUCGUCGAGCGAAUGAACGACGAGUCGAUGCAGCUUUACUUUAUUAAGGAUUGCCCGACGUGCGUCUCGCGCGCGGUGGAUAUGGAGUGCGGGGCGCUGCACCACGAGGUCUCUCUGACGUUGGUUAAAAUUAACUUCUUCUCCAACGAGCGCCAAAGCCGGAUGACGGCGCGGGCGGUGUGGGAUAGGGAGCUCAACGCCUUUCGGCUGCUGGAUAUGGAGGGGAUGGGCGUCUUCUUCAACUGGACCGUCUUCUCGCUCGACGAGUCGGACGCCAUGGCGCCGAAGGAUCCGAACGCGCCCGAUGAUUUCCAGCACACCAGCGGUAGCUUCAGCAACCCUUAUGGGGCAUCCUCGGCGAAGGAUUCCGCCACACGCGAGGGAAGCACUAUGGGAAACGAGACCACCACGGGGCAGACAUCCGAGGGCCGCAAAAAGACGGUCGCGUACCCUUUUGAGGUUGAAUUUAGGGCGUUCCGGCGCUGGAAGCAUCAUAAUCAUCACCCCGCCGAGGAGCUCGCAAACGCCAUAUUGGAUAAACUCUCCCUCGCGGAGCACAACCUCAUCAACUACGGCUCCAGCGUGGGCUACGAACGCAUGGAUCUCUCCCACGUUUGCGAGGAGGACUACGCCGCGGAGGACUACAACGUGGAGAGUAUUGUGGUGGAGCACACCUCGCGCGUCAAACCCGAGGGGACGGACUUGUUGGUCGACAACACCACCGCCCUCUUCAUUGAAAAUUUCGCGGCGGCGCGGCAGUUGAAGGAGCAGAUUGCGCAAUACGGCCCCGAGCGCGUCGCGGCGAUGCAGAAGCCGAGCAACAACAACUUCAUGCGUGGGGGCAGCACCCCCGCGAUGGGGACGAGGCGGGCGCAGAAGAUCAUCGUCCCGGAGGUCCCUCAUCGCGUCGGGCGUGGGGGUAUCAGCAAGUUGCCAGACUACAUGGAGGAGGUGAUUUGCCCGUCCUCGAAGCUGACUUUCUUCCGCUCGCGUGGAACGACGGUUCACUGGAAGUUUCGCCCGAGCUGCAGCGUGGAGGAGAACUUGGCCCCGUUGUCCGAGGCGAUGACAUUUGUGCAGCAAGUGUUGAGGACCGCGAACAGCAUCGAACGCAACGCGGUGAGAGGGGGGGCAGCCCCCGAGGCUCUAUAA